This is a messenger RNA of Pyrus x bretschneideri (Chinese white pear), 924 nucleotides long. RefSeq lists its product as uncharacterized. The coding region runs from base 181 to 771 and encodes 196 amino acids. The transcript is spliced from 2 exons. The record is from RefSeq and is a predicted model, not a curated record. NCBI's taxonomy places the organism in Eukaryota, Viridiplantae, Streptophyta, Magnoliopsida, Rosales, Rosaceae.
ACUUGCUAAUUCUAACAAGUCCAAUCUUUCCCUCCCUAUAAGUAGUACACCACCUCUGAAAUUAUUCUUUUAACUUUAAGGUUCUUCCUUUCCGCUACUCACUCCAUACGCAACUUUUUAGUAUCCAUCUCCUGAAUAUUCUCGCGGCCACCGCAGCGUUCCUCGCAAGAGUUUCAACACAUGCACAGAACCCACAUCCCCCUUAUACACGUCGGAACUUCGGUUAAUCCUCCACAAAUCCCAGCUGGCAGCACUAUGGUGGAGGGUGGUCAGCACAAAUCUCUACCAGCAGCACACAAAUAUAUAUUCCAUCUCCUCAACAUCCUAGGAGUCCUCCUCCAGGUGAAGUAUGCGACCGAAAAUUUGCCGUCUCCAUUUGUCACAGACCACGAUACUGUUGUGAUGUUGAUUGCUGAUUUACUCACUUAUGUGGGGACAUUGGAGAUUGCCAACAUUCUCCAAGCUUGCAACAAUACAAAUAUAUAUGAAUUGAUGAACAGCAUCAGCCUCUUGUGUGGAACUCUUGCGUUGGUUCUACUGGUGAUCCUCCUCGUUCCGGCUUUCGGAUGGUUCACUCUUGCAUGUUGGGUCGUAUAUUUUGUGAUAAUUGUGACCAAGUCCUACCAAACCCUAAAAACUCUGUCUACUGACGCUGUUCUUUAUGUCCGUGACAAAUUGAAGAAGCUGAUGAGGAGGUUGAACGGCAACGAAGAACAAAUGAGCCCAAACGAUGAAGAACAAAUUUGCUACACUCAUGAUUCCAAACGAUGACACUAAAAACCAUAAAUUUGCCACACUCGUGAUUUUAUGGUUCUGUAUGUUAUCUAAUUUAUGGUUUUUAUAGAUAUAUAGAUAAAAACCAUAAAUUGAGCAUCCUAAAAUAAGAAUUUCAUAAAGUACAUGGUUCUUUAUGUUAUCUACUUU